This is a messenger RNA of Suillus plorans, 525 nucleotides long. RefSeq lists its product as uncharacterized. The record is from RefSeq and is a predicted model, not a curated record. Lineage: Eukaryota; Fungi; Basidiomycota; Agaricomycetes; Boletales; Suillaceae. The coding region runs from base 1 to 525 and encodes 174 amino acids. The transcript is spliced from 3 exons.
AUGCCUCCUUGUCAACAAGGGCAGAAGUCUCAAGUUACCACUGUACCUACUCAUGCUGCUGUAACUUCUACUGCUGCUGCUCCAAUUGAUGCUACCUCCAUCAUUACCCCCAUUGCUGCCACUAUUGUGCCCAUUGCUGCCACUGUUGUGCCCAUUGCUGCUACUGUUGUGCCCAUUGCUGCCACUGUUGCAUUGAAUGCAACUAUGCUUCAACACCCCCAAAGGCAAUGGCAACUGCCUCUGAGGUUCCACAAUAAUAGCCCAGUUCGUACUGGCACUAGUUGCACACCAGAUGAUGGAGAAUACAUUGACAUUGGCAAUGUCUCUGGGGAUGAAGAAGAUAACUUGCCUGCACCCAGCAUUAGGGCUCCUUCAGUUCCCAGCCCUCUGCAGACAGUUACUAGUACCAUCUACUUCACCCAAGUCGAUCUCUUGGCUACAGGGAAGAUUCAGCUACUAAACACAAGAUUUGCCGAAUCUGGAGUUGCAGAAGGUGGACAGUUCACACCAGGUUAUGUCGUAUAA